Messenger RNA from Schistocerca americana (American grasshopper), 1058 nucleotides. It is a transcript of the gene WRNexo, whose product is annotated as Werner Syndrome-like exonuclease. Gene Ontology annotation, biological process: nucleobase-containing compound metabolic process. The transcript has 7 exons. NCBI's taxonomy places the organism in Eukaryota, Metazoa, Arthropoda, Insecta, Orthoptera, Acrididae. Gene Ontology annotation, molecular function: nucleic acid binding; 3'-5' exonuclease activity. The coding region runs from base 139 to 816 and encodes 225 amino acids. The record is from RefSeq and is a predicted model, not a curated record.
CAGUGUGUGUUGGCUAUACUGACAACUUUAGUUUUGUAAUUUGACAGUUUUGCGCGCGUAAAAUAUGAGUUACGUAGGGAAUGUGUGUUAACAAGAGUAACAUAAUUUGCCAUUUUAUCCAUAUAUAAACUGGUCACAAUGUCGAAUGAGCAAAACAGGGUUCGUAUUGUGCCAGUGUGGCUUUCUAAAAAGGGGAAUGAUGAAAUACAGGAAUCAGAAUUUCUUCGUUUUAAAGGAGAGAUAAACUACUGUGCAACCAUAGGUGACUGUGGGAUGGCUUGUGAAAGUCUUAUGGAAAUGCUGACAAAUCUAGAUGAAAUGGUUGUUGGAUUUGACAUGGAGUGGCCUGUAAAUAGCAAAACAGGGAGUGGGAAAACAUCACUUAUACAGAUUUGUCAUGAUGAAAAUGUGUGCCACUUAUUUCAUGUCAGCCAGAUGAGGAAUAUUCCUGUGGCUCUUGCACAUUUCCUUAAUCACCCUAAAGUAAGAUUGGCUGGACUCAACAUUAAGAGUGAUCUGUGGAAACUAAUUCGUGAUUUUCCCAUUAAGUUCCAAAGCAUGGAUGAAAUGAAAAUAAUAGAUUUGGGUGUCCUGGCAAAUAAGGUUUUAAAUUGUUCGCAGAGAUGGAGUCUAGAAAGACUUGUGAGAUAUGUGCUUCACAAAAAUUUGGACAAAAAUGAUGCUGUAAGAAAGAGCAAUUGGCAGCUUGAGUUGCUGUCAGAAGAGCAAAAGCACUACGCUGCUGCAGAUGCUUUGGCAUCUUUUGUGCUUUUUCAUGAACUUACUUCAAAGAAGAAAGUGAAAUGUGAAAUUUAAUGUCAAUUUUAUGGAUCUUUCAAGUAACUACAAAAUUUUGUAUCUUCUAUUGUAACUUAAGAUGUAUGAAUGCGGUUUUAUGAUUUUGUCUCCAAGACUUUUUAUCCACUUUCAAAAUCAUUGUUAACAAAACUUAACAUUGUGGCAUUUUACAUGCAGAGAAAUUUGUCACAACUUAUCAAAUAGUAUGGUGAGCAGUAUGAAUACACUACAAUCUUUUCGUGUGGUAACUGUGUUAAAUU